AUGGCUGGAUAUCACUCAUUGGAUCGAAAAACUCAUCUUUUGAAUUACUACCGUUUUCCCAGUGAAAAUCCUUACAGGUUAGCAGCUGUGGGACAGGAAACAUCUGCUGCCACUUUGGCGAUGGUCAGUCCCCGACAUGUGCCUAGUCGACAACAGUUCAGCCUGGCGCAACCGAACAUCGAACCAACUCUUGCCAAUCGACACAGCGUUGCCGCUAAUCGUUCGGCGCGUUCCGUUUCUCUUUCUGCCGCUGGCAUGUCACGCUCAAUGGUCCUGGUUGAUGGUACUGGCUCGGAUUCGGAGCUUCCGACAGCUAUGACAACCCCCAACAACACUCCAAACAACGGUCGCCGGCUUGACCAUCGGUCAUCCUCAACGACUAACGGAAAAAUGGCAAUCAAAAGGAUACCGCUUACUGUUGCCGCCGAAUUUUCCACCAAUGAUACUCCAGCUACUGAUGUAUGCGAUAAGCGGCGUGCAGGUGCUGCUCACGUGGAUUAUCAGUAA
This is a messenger RNA of Gongylonema pulchrum, 507 nucleotides long. Lineage: Eukaryota; Metazoa; Nematoda; Chromadorea; Rhabditida; Gongylonematidae. The record is from the annotation of a GenBank genome assembly.